AAACCAAAAACACAAACCAUUUGAAAAAACCUAUAACGUUAAAAUCACGAGAUUGUUUUCUCUUCUUUUUUGUUCUUCUCGAAGGAAGAACACAUAUAUAAACCAUGGAAGGAGGUGUACCAGAAGCAGAUAUGUCUGCUUUCAGAGAAUGUUUGUCUCUUUCAUGGAAAAAUCCUUAUGUUCUUCGUCUUGCUUUCUCUGCUGGAAUUGGUGGCCUUCUUUUUGGAUAUGACACUGGGGUUAUAUCUGGAGCUCUUUUGUAUAUUAGAGAUGACUUUAAAGCAGUAGAUAGAAAGACAUGGCUUCAGGAAGCAAUAGUGAGUACAGCAAUAGCUGGAGCAAUCAUAGGAGCUUCAGUUGGUGGAUGGAUGAAUGACAAAUUUGGAAGGAAAAUAUCAAUCCUUGUUGCAGAUACCCUCUUUUUAUUAGGGUCUCUUGUGAUGGCUUUUGCUCCAAGUCCAGCUGUUCUCAUUCUUGGUAGAGUCCUUGUUGGUAUUGGUGUUGGAAUGGCCUCCAUGGCUUCUCCUUUGUACAUCUCAGAAACUUCACCAACUAGAGUUAGAGGUGCUCUUGUUAGUCUCAACAGUUUUCUCAUUACUGGUGGACAGUUCCUUUCCUAUCUCAUCAACUUGGCCUUUACUAAGGCGCCACACCCGUGGAGGUGGAUGUUAGGAGUAGCGGCAGCACCUGCAGUCAUACAGAUUAUAUUCAUGUUGACCCUCCCAGAAUCGCCUCGUUGGUUGUACCGUCAGGGAAAAGAGGAAGAAGCAAAACAAAUUCUGAGAAAGAUAUACGACAACGUUGAGGACUUCAACAACGAAAUUCAAGCGUUAAAAGAAUCGGUUGAUGCGGAACUGAAGAAUACAGAGAAAAUAAGCAUGAUACAGCUUCUUAAAACAACAUCAGUAAGAAGAGGUUUAUAUGCUGGUGUAGGACUUGCAUUCUUUCAACAAUUUAGUGGUAUCAACACAGUCAUGUACUAUAGUCCCUCAAUUGUUCAAUUGGCUGGUUUUGCAUCCAACAAAACAGCACUUCUUCUGUCACUAAUCACUUCCGGCCUCAACGCAUUUGGUUCGAUUCUGAGCAUAUAUUUCAUCGAUAAGACCGGAAGGAAGAAACUCGCAUUGAUUAGUUUGAUUGGUGUCGUGUGCACUUUGGUUCUUUUAACGGUUACUUUCCGUCAGGCUGAAAUUCAUUCACCUAUGGUUAGUUUCGACGAUAGCAUGAGUUUUAGGAAUAACACAUGCCCCGAUUUCAAAACAGCGGUGAAUAAUGAUAAAUGGGAUUGUAUGACAUGCUUAAAGGCUUCUUCAACUUGUGGAUUUUGUGCUGCUCCUAACAAGCUCCAACCGGGGGCGUGUGUAAUCUCGAGCGGUUCUACGAACGACAUGUGUGCGAAGGAUCAUAGAGCAUGGUACACAAGAGGAUGUCCAAGCAACUUUGGUUGGAUUGCGCUAAUAGGCCUUGCACUCUACAUCAUGUUCUUCUCACCAGGAAUGGGGACAGUUCCAUGGGUUGUUAACUCCGAAAUCUAUCCGUUAAGAUACCGAGGCGUCUGCGGAGGAAUAGCUUCUACAACAGUUUGGGUUUCCAACCUUAUUGUAUCUCAAUCCUUCUUAACUUUGACUGAGGCAAUUGGACCAGCUUGGACUUUCUUGCUCUUUGGAAUCAUUGCAUUUAUAGGGGUUUUCUUUGUGAUUGUAUUUGUGCCAGAGACUAAGGGGGUUCCAAUAGAAGAAGUGGAGAGCAUGCUUGAGAAGAGAUUUGUGCAAAUUAAGUUUUGGCAGAAGAGAGAAAAGUAGUGAGUCUGUGAAUCAGAAGAAAAUAAUAAUUGUGUCUAGUUUUAUGAUCGUUUUCAUAACUCUUGAUUUGUAAUGUGUCUGUUUUGAAUUGAAUGGUUAAAUUUGUUGAAAGUGAAGUAUGGUGUUAAUGUGAUUUUGA
Molecule: messenger RNA, 1941 nt
Organism: Vicia villosa (hairy vetch)
Lineage: Eukaryota; Viridiplantae; Streptophyta; Magnoliopsida; Fabales; Fabaceae
Product: probable inositol transporter 2
Exons: 6
Coding region: 105-1802 (565 amino acids)
Biological process (GO): transmembrane transport
Cellular component (GO): membrane
Molecular function (GO): myo-inositol:proton symporter activity
Source: RefSeq, a predicted model, not a curated record